UUCCACUCUGUCUCCCCAUGUGGAGGAAUGUUUGCACUGGAGAGCGAGUGAGCCGGCGAAGGAGGGGAGAGAGAGAGCGAGAGAGAGAGAGAGCGAGAGAGUGAGAGAGGAGCCGAGGAGGGAGAGCGUGAGAGGAGCCGUCGUACCUGCUGCUCUCGCUGCUCAAAUAUUAAACAAGGGAUUUGUGGGAACCGAUGCUGCUGCUCUGGGACCAGCCCAAACUGUGGAGGCAGCCCGUCUCAGUGGUGCGUGGACAGGCAGUCUGCUGCUGGAGGCUGCGUGUGAGCGUCUGAUGGAGGAGGAGGUCACUGAGCCCGAUCCUCAGGCGCUGGAGCCCGCCGCUCCUCCACCGGGGACGCACUCGGAGGUGAACGGGGACCUGCCGGGGAACCCGUGCCUGAGGGACGGGUCGGAGGACGUGAUGGAGAGUCCGCUGAGGGAUCCUGUGGUGCUGCAGUAUCCUGCCCAGUACACCCCCGGCCAGCAGUGUGGGGAGAAGAUGCCGUUCCACCACGUGACGGCCGGGCUGCUCUACAAGGGGAACUACCUGAGCCGCUCGCUGUCGGAGAGCGAGAGCGACGUGAUGGCCAGCAUCUCCGUGGAGGAGCUCGAUGAGAUCCGGGAGGCGUUUAAGGUUCUGGACCGCGACGGGAACGGGUUCAUCUCCAAACAGGAGCUGGGGAUGGCCAUGCGCUCGCUGGGUCACAUGCCCAGUGAGGUGGAGCUGGCCAUCAUCAUGCAGAGACUAGACAUGGAUGGUGACGGACAAGUGGACUUCAACGAGUUCAUGACGAUCCUGGGACCCAAGCUCCUGUCGUCUGAGACGAGAGAAGGUUUCCUGGGCAGCACGAUAGACACCAUCUUCUGGCAGUUCGACAUGCAGCAGAUCAGCCUGGAGGAGCUGAAACACAUCCUGUUCUACGCCUUCCGCGACCACCUGACCAUGAAGGACAUCGAGAACAUCAUCAUCAACGAGGAGGAGAGUCUGAAGCAGAACUCCGGGAACUGUCAGACAGAGUAUGAGGGAGUUCACCCGGCGAAGAAGAACCGGCAGACAUGCGUGAGGAAGAGCCUCAUCUGCGCCUUCGCCAUGGCGUUCAUCAUCAGCGUCAUGCUCAUCGCAGCCAAUCAGAUGCUGAGGAACGGCAUGGAGUAGCCGUGCCCACUGUGAGCAGGGGGGCCAGCCUGCAUGUGCAUGCCAGUGGGUGAGGUCAUAUCCCCGCGGACAGGAACAGAACCACAUGGAGUGACACUCGAACAAACAACCUCCGACGGAAUCCAUUUUCAAAAUUUACUCGUUGUUUUCUUUCCGACGUCCAAUGAAACUGUGAAGCCAGCAUGAGGAGUCGUGCAGGACUCCUCCCACUUUACUCUGACAGGGACACUCAAGGGCUGACAUCACACAUUACGUCCUCUCUGUUUCCCUGAUGCAAUAAAACAAAUGUACACAAAGGACGUCGAGUGCAGAAGUCCAGAGCUGCGCUUCUUCUCCAGCCAGAUGUGUCGUGUGCAGAUGUGUCACCCACCAGGAGAGAGAGAAACAUGUGACCUCUCGUUCUAGAAGAUGGCCUCUUGAGACUGGUGGGAGGUGCUGGCCUCAGUAAAUCCGCCUGACAAACCAAAGCAGGCAACGGGUGAGAUGUUAAAGAGGAACAUCCAGGCUGGAGUGCCGGCCUCGUGGAUGCACCGGCUCUGAACGUGUGGUUGUGGAUCUUCUCUCUCCUGGAAACUUGUUUAGUUUAAAGACUUCAAAGUGUAAAAGAAGAAGUUUCUGUGUCUUUAUUAGUAAAAGGAAAGAAAAUCCAUCCUGUGAAGUUUUCACUAGCGCCUACAUGGACUCCAAUGUUCAUACUAUCGACCUUAUUUUGAAUAAGUAGAAAACAAUGUGGCAGAAAGCUGUGAGAUAGAACGUUAUAAUGCAAUCAAGACAUAAAAAUAAUCAGAAUAUUAGUCCUAAGUGGAUAAUUGCUAGUUUCCAAAAUGACCUUGUCUCUGGUUAAGAGAAUCAGAACUUUAGAUCUUUGUCUUAUUCAGACUACUGUCUUUUAUCAGAUCGUUGGUGUCAGGGUGGAUUUUCUGUUUCUGCAUGAAACAUAUCUUAGUCUUGUGAUAAAUUUUGAUCCCCUUCAGAUUCCUCUGCUCAAAACUAGAGCUCAUUCUCAGCCGAGACCCAACAGACCCUUAGAUUCAAUCAAAUUCAAUCCAGCUGCGGCAGAUUUCACACACUCAUACAUACCAGUCCUCUGAAUGCCUGAUUUCUUCCCUUCCAUUAAGUUUAAUGGAAAACUGUCCAGUUGUUUUUGUGUAAUUAUGGUGAAAACACAACAUCCUUACCGGUGGUAGUAAGCUUAAUAUUUGAUUUCUGAUCUGUGCAUCAUUAGUUUCCCUUUAAAUUAGAUUUUUAUCAUUUUAAAAUCAUUGUGCAAAACGAAGCCGCCUCAUCACACAAUCCCUUAUCAGCUUUUAUUGAUUAUUUUAUUAUGAAUAUUUACAAGUUUUCAUCACAGACGAUAAGAGAGAGUGAACAUUAUACACGAUUAGAGCUUUGAUGAAAAGUUGUAUUAUUAUUAUAGAUGGAAACAAGGCAGCCGGAAGAAGAUCUGAGCAACUUAGGAUGUAAACUAUGAACCAAAUGUAACUUUAACGCUCACAUUAUUUAUAUGAUUUGAACUUUGGCAGCUCCCUCCCUCUCCUGGGAUAAAACUCACUGUGCCCAUCACAGAUUAAGACCUCAAAUACUCACAUAUUACAUUAGCAGCAGAUUCCUGUUUUGGAGGUUUCCCACAGUGCUGACUCGUCGGCUCUGAACUCCUGCACUGACCCUCAUCUAAACAUGUCCACCCGGCCGGGGGGGGGGGGGGGUCGCAGAACACCCAUAUUAUCGAAUGCAUGCAAAAAAAGUCGUGUCUCCUGUAAAUACCGUCGUCUGUCGUCUGAAGUGUCUCACGUGUCCGUCCGAGGUGAUGGACAGUGUCUCUGUGUGCAUGACUGUUGGUGCUCUCUGCCCACUCGGGUCCAGAGGCGCAGGGAGGGAGGUCGGCGGACAAGGAGGCGGCCGCUCCACCACCAAGGCCCCUUCUCUGCUUCCUCUCCACCCUCCACCCAAAGCCAUAGAACUCCUCAGAGGUGAGAAAGCAGACAAUGCAACCCAGAGGCUUUGUUCCCUGGCAGAUCUCUCUGUCAUGCAGGAUUGGGUUUGUUCCUGUGGUUGUGUUUUUUUUAUAUUUUGCAUUGUACCUGUCAUCAGUUCCCAUGGCAUCACACAGUUGUAGGUCUGUGCAAGAGCACCAUCUAGAGGUUGAGGGGAGAUCACAUCGUUCAUGUCCCAUCACUGUGUGUGUGUGUCUGUGUGUGUCUCACUCUAAGCACCAUGGGAAUGUGACGUCAGGCUCUCAGAUAUUAGAUGUGGAUGAUUUUGAUGUGCACUGGGUAGAGCAGCACUCGAAACCGAACACUCAUGUAAAAAACACGUCUGUUUAGAGGAACAGAUUUUCAUUCUUAGAAGAUUUAUCACUUGUACAAUUUGAAACCCUGUAGGUCACACUGGUGUUAUUCUUUUUUUACCUGAAAGUAUGAUAAGUUGUAAAUGCACUCGUCACUGCUGUCCUGUUAAAACUGGAAAGUGUUUCAUGUUAUUUGUUCUCUGAGAAGAACUUUGUCUUUCCAUCUUUUCCCCAAUGCAGUGGCUGCACGUCUCCAUCGUUGAAGCACACUUUUAUUUUGAAGGGGAAGUCGAGUCCCAUGUUGUAUUUUUUGUCAUGUAACUUUGUACAAAGCUAAUAAUCUAUUAGACAAGCACAUACUACACAUACUUUGCAUGUGCAAUAUUUAAACAUGUAGACUAGAGAGAGACUUUCAGUUGAACUAUUUAUUAGAGGCCUAAUAAUUAUGAUCCUGUAAAUAUGAAACUGUACAAAAGUCAAAGGAAUAAGCAUUGAUGCAAUA
Messenger RNA from Platichthys flesus (European flounder), 3945 nucleotides. RefSeq names its product calneuron 1 (gene caln1). The transcript has 6 exons. Bases 293 to 1156 code for a protein of 287 amino acids. NCBI's taxonomy places the organism in Eukaryota, Metazoa, Chordata, Actinopteri, Pleuronectiformes, Pleuronectidae. The record is from RefSeq and is a predicted model, not a curated record. Gene Ontology annotation, molecular function: calcium ion binding.